Molecule: messenger RNA, 2554 nt
Organism: Zophobas morio
Lineage: Eukaryota; Metazoa; Arthropoda; Insecta; Coleoptera; Tenebrionidae
Product: myb/SANT-like DNA-binding domain-containing protein 3
Exons: 7
Coding region: 1889-2554 (221 amino acids)
Source: RefSeq, a predicted model, not a curated record
ACAAAAUUACAGCAUUUGAACUUAAACAUUAUUAUUAGAAUUAGAAUGUCCAGUAAAGUGGAAAUUGAAGGUGGCAUUAUCGUGGCCUGUAAUGUUUAAAGAAAUCCCCUGUUGCAAGUUUUCUCUUGAAAAAUUGAAUUUCUGAGUGGAUGUUGAUGGGCCAGGCAAAUCAGGAUUGUCAAUGCAGUUGGAGUUUUCGGAAGUGUCCACAUGGCCCUCGGCUACGGCACUUGACUUCCAACCUCCUAAUUUUUUCACACCGAGGAUGUCUCCCCCACUGUCCGCUACCAAAGUCGCAGCUGUGCGUCUAAAGCAGUGUCCUGUGUAUGUAUUCACGUUGUUUAAAUUUAGAUAAGUGGCAAUUUUUUUGGGGAAUUGUGCAAUUGAAUUGUGGCCAUAUGGUUGUUUUGUAGCUUUGCCCUGCCGCACUUGAAGGAAAAAUCGCACAUUCUCCACCUUUGAUUAUGGGGAACAAAAACGAUUACUUUUUCUUCUUGUACAUCCACAUUUUUCUUAUUCAUUUUAAAGAGUUCCUCGCUUCUACAUGCCCCUGUGACACCAAUAAUCAAAGCAGCCUGGAAAAAUGAAUAGUUUAAUGCAAGAAUUUUGGUUGUUACUUACAGUUUAUACCUUUUGGGGAAGAAACUCCAAUGGGGCGUUUUUUAGGAACUUUUCCAUAUUUUCUUUUGUGAACACACUUGAUUUUUUUGGCUGAUAGCCAAUAUUUUGUUGUUUCAAGAACGCUAUUAAUUUGGCGUUUUUCGAGAUGUCAAUAUUAUCCUUUAUGUUCAAGGUUGCCCUCAACAUUGAAUAAUGUGCCUAUAGCGUCGAGGGCUUUUUGUCUUUUUUCAACUGGGCAAAAUAAGCCAAUAUGACGUUUUCAGAGCCAAUAUUUGGAACGCCUUUAUCAUUACACCAGUCUUGAUAAGCCCGCAUUAUAAUACCUGCUCCAAAAUUUGGUUGUCGUCCUGGAAUGCCACUACUCCACGUACCUCCAGCCCUCGGUGUCUCCAGUUCAGUAUCUAGACCUAUAAGGUCGAAAAUAAUUAGUGUUGUAUUAAAAACAAACUGUAAUAUUUACUAACUUUGAGAACUAGGAGAUCGUCUCUUAACUGGAGAUAAAUUGGCGAUUGAAUAAAAAUAUGGCCAUUCCUUUUUUCGAGAGAGUGGUCUUCAAUUUGUUUUUACCUCGAGAAGGCAAAAUGGUUGGUACUGCAGACCGACGCAGCCUUUGUGUUUCUGGUACAAAAUCCUCGGGUCGAAAAUGUUGGAAGCAAAUGUACCCCCUGCGAUAUAUUUGCACAUUUGUUAAAACCGCGAAUUUUGGUUUAUUCGCGGCUUUAACCCACGCCAUAAAUCUAUCAUGGCCCCGCUUCGGAUGGGGGAAUGCAAAUAUUGGCUUUACUCUCGCCGCACAUCCGUUAACGGAGCAAGUUUUGUUUUCUUGCAUUUUUCUUCUACAAAAAUUGGAUAUAAUAAUCUAGUAAAGACAAAGUUAUAUAUGUACUUACAUUUGUUAAUUACACAAUGUAAACAAAUAAAUUCAUAAACUGGGAAAACACUUAACACACUAAUCACGAGAAAAACAUAUGAAAUGUGUCAAAUGGUAAUGUGGUAAACAAUGAAAUUGCUAGGAGACAUAAAUGAAUUCUCAAAAAUUUUGAAAAUCGCCCAAAUUACAGACGUAAGGCCGGUAUUUAUAAACGUAACUCCAACUUGAACUGAAGUCUGACUUACCCAAGUUAUACUAAGUCUAAGAUAGGGAUAAGUUUAGUUUGGAUUUAUAAACCGAACUUCGGCUAAACUCGGUGAAGUUGCGGAAAUUGUCUGUUUUGCUCGACAAAUGUCAUUUUUUGACAUCAAUUUCGAAUUGUUUAAUGUUUAAAAAAUGGAAAAAACGCCUUAUACUUUUAAAGAAAAAGCCAUUUUAACCAACAUAAUAAAGGAAAAAGGAUCCGUUAUAGAAUGUAAGAAAACGGACGCGGUGAGUCUUGAGAAAAAGUCUAAAGUUUGGGAGGAAAUAUGUGCAUAUUACAACGCACAGCCUGAGGUAGGCUGUAAAUGCACCACGAAACAGCUGAAGAAGUGUUGGGCAAAUUUGAAGCAAGCUAAACGAAAAAUAGUCACUGAAGAAAAAUAUGACAUUCUAAAAACUGGAGGUGGAACGCGAAGCGCCAAAGAGCAUGAUACCAUUAUGGACCUAGUAGAAGAGGCAGCUCCACAUCUAGACAUUCAGUUGGGAUGUCAGUAUGAUUCUACGGCCAGAUACGAGAAUCACAAUAAUUUAGACCCAACCACGGAUUUGGCAACUGGAUCAAGCUUGGGUGACACCCAAGAAACCGUACUGGAGCCUCCAAAAAAGACAGCAAGAACAGUAGUAGAUCAAAGCUUGGAAAAAACACUUCGCGUGCAAAAAUUACAAGAAUCAAUCGAGCAGCAACGGGAGUUGCAUGAACUCCGUAUGCAGGCUGCAAAAGAGGAACUGGAAGCCAUUCGCAAAAUCGAUGAAAUUAAAUUAGCUGUUGCUAGUCGCCUUAAGUUCAGCAAUGGCUGA